UAUCGAUUCGAAAGGGGUUAGAUCCGAAACCCUAAUCUUUUUACUUUUAGAUUAUUAAAAGAAAAGAAAUUAAAUUUUUGAAUUUUUUUCCCUUUGUUGAAUUCUUGGUUGCAUUGGUUAAUCGGCACGUGGAGGCCGCGCUUGAUCGAUUUCAUGUUUCUAGUUUUCGGGUCCCAAUUGGGAAACCCUCGCCGGAACCCUACCGGCUCUCGGGAAUUUAAUGGCGUUGGCAGUGUUGGCGAAUCGAAGUGAGUCAAAUUGGCCACCACAGCCGAAGAACAGUGUUGUCGAUUUCAUGGGCAAAGCUCCCUUUACAGCGAAAAAACCAAACCCUAACCCUAAAUUCAACAAGAAACGUCAUAUCUACCGUCAAUUCGCGCAACUUGAUGACGUUGGAGGCCAUGUCGUUGAUGACCCCCCUGCCGUGACUCAAUCCGCGGCUUCUGAUGAUGCGUCGUCGAUUAAUCGGAAAAUAAACGAUUUCAGCUCCGGCGCUUAUGUUAGCUUCCCCAUCAGCUCAUUUACGAGGAAGGAGUUGAUUGAUCUGAAGAAUCGGUUGAUUUCCGAGUUGGAGCAGAUUCGUGAAUUUAAGAAUCGAAUCCAAUCAAAUGAUUUUCACGCUAGAUUCAGCUCCACGAAGAAACCCUUGCCCAAAAAGAACAUUUCUGGCAACAAACGGCCUUUGCCCCCAAAUUUCAGCAAAGAAUUGAAGAGAUUGAACCCUCAAGAGAACGGGAAAGCUUCUAGGGCUCAUUUGAUGAAGAAUUGUUCUCAAAUCUUGAGCAAAUUGAUGAAGCACAAGCAUGGGUAUAUCUUCAAUUCACCGGUGGAUGUCGUUGGGUUGGGGCUUCAUGAUUAUUAUGCUAUAAUCAAGAACCCCAUGGAUCUGGGCACUGUUAAAUCGAGGCUGACGAAGAACUUUUAUGGGUCUCCAUUGGAUUUCGCAGCUGAUGUAAGGCUGACUUUCAAUAAUGCCAUGUUGUAUAAUCCAAAAGGGCAUGAGGUUUAUGCGUUGGCUGAGCAGCUUCUUGCGAGAUUCGAGGAAUUGUUCCGCCCUCUGGGUUUGAAAUUGGAAGAGCAAGAAGAUCCACAAGAAAUGAAUUAUUACGAGGAAGAGUUACAAGCAAGUUCUUGGGAUCACGGGGAAGCUGAGAGAAUGAAGAAAGAUUGGGAAAUUGAUAAGGAAGAUUCCAUUAACAUUGCAUCAAGAUCUGAUAAAAUUGGAGGGGUUUCGGGCUCUGUGUCGAACCAGAAUGCACCACCAUCGCAGAUGCAGUUGCAGCCGCCAGAAAGGAUGGCUUCUCCGGUGAGGCCUCCACCGGUUAAGCCAGUGAAGCUGCCAAAGCCGAAAGCUAAGGAUCCAAACAAGAGGGAAAUGACAAUGGAGGAGAAGCAAAAGUUGGGGAUUGGAUUGCAGAGCUUACCACAGGAGAAGAUGGAUAAUGUUGUUCAUAUUAUAAGGAAAAGGAACGGGCAUUUGAGGCAAGAUGGGGAUGAGAUUGAGCUCGAUAUCGAGGCAAUGGAUACGGAGACACUGUGGGAGUUGGAUCGGUUCGUCACUAAUUAUAAGAAGAUGGUCAGCAAGAUCAAGCGACAAGCUUUGAUGGCAAACAAUGUUGCAUCUAAUGACAGCAAUAGGAGAGAAACAACUGUGGAGAAGAUGGAUGUUGCAAUGGAUAUGAAGAAGCCGAAGAAAGGUGAUGCCGGCGAUGAAGAUGUUGACAUCGGGGAUGAAAUGCCAAUGAGCAGUUUUCCACCUGUGGAGAUCGAGAAAGAUAAUGACCGUGCCAGUAGCAGUUCAAGCAGCUCCAGCAGUUCAAGCAGUGGUUCAUCGUCGUCAAGCGGUUCCGAUUCUGGGAGUUCUUCGGGAAGUGAUUCUGAUGCUGAUGAUGCUCGGUCAUAAAGGCAUGAGUUACAUGUUUCGAAGCUUGACAGCUGAGAUUUUGAGGGGAAAUCCAAGUGGAGAUUAUAGAUGAGGUAGAUUUACUAACAUUGCUAACAAAUUAAAAAAAGUUUAGAUGUGGAUUUUCAGUGUAUUAAAUGUUGAAUGUAUGAACCUUUUUUCUUCUUUUUAUCUUUUGUUGAUGUACAGGGUGGGUUGUUUUUUAAGUGUAUUGUGUGAGUUGUAAUGGUUGUUGCUCCCUUUAGAGGAAAGAAACUGAUGGAAAUGGAAAAUGGGGGUCAUCAUUGCUAGAAAA
Messenger RNA from Gossypium raimondii (Peruvian cotton), 2198 nucleotides. Its product is annotated as transcription factor GTE7. NCBI's taxonomy places the organism in Eukaryota, Viridiplantae, Streptophyta, Magnoliopsida, Malvales, Malvaceae. The transcript has 3 exons. The record is from RefSeq and is a predicted model, not a curated record. The coding region runs from base 221 to 1903 and encodes 560 amino acids. Gene Ontology annotation, molecular function: protein binding.